CGUAAGUAACACAGUUAGUAGCCUUCGCAUUUGCCACAAUAUUUUGUCGGAAAAUUAGUAAAAAUUUUCGUUUCUUUUCAAAAUUUUCUCCUAAAAAGAAUUGUUAAAAAUCGUCUGUAAAACCUGCCCAAAAUUGAGAAUGGAUUCUGAAAUAAUUGAACUAAUGGACAGUUGGGUCCAAGCCGUUGGACAACUGAGCGUGGAAAAGAAGGAUAUAGAAAGACGUAUGAAUCGUUCAAUUAUAGGAACUGCAGCUGUUGGUACAUAUGAACAAUAUUUACGCCUGAAAGACCAAUACGACAGAAUUGUCAAAGCAACUGACGCUAUGCUGUUCGAUGCUCUACGGUUAGAACGGUUGGAAGCAGAAAUCGAUAAGGCUAUCGACAAGUUGACUGACAACCUUGAUAGACAGAGAGCCCUGCUGCCGAAGAAGGAGAGAGCGACAAGGCAGCUAUUUACCGACAAUUCAACUUGAUGAUUGAUGACUUUGAGCUUGAAGAAUAGUUCGAAUAAAUAUUUUGAUCGCAUUAUGGUGAGUCGUUGGGC
This is a messenger RNA of Bradysia coprophila, 546 nucleotides long. RefSeq lists its product as uncharacterized. The record is from RefSeq and is a predicted model, not a curated record. Lineage: Eukaryota; Metazoa; Arthropoda; Insecta; Diptera; Sciaridae.